Molecule: messenger RNA, 1376 nt
Organism: Hippopotamus amphibius kiboko
Lineage: Eukaryota; Metazoa; Chordata; Mammalia; Artiodactyla; Hippopotamidae
Gene: TMEM100
Product: transmembrane protein 100
Exons: 3
Coding region: 250-654 (134 amino acids)
Biological process (GO): cellular response to BMP stimulus
Source: RefSeq, a predicted model, not a curated record
GGGAGCUGGCAGCUGUGUCAGUCCAAUUCUGGCUGGGAAAGAGGAGAUCCCUGUCCUGUCACGUUGUUGACAGAUGUGCUGUUACAGGCUGUCUUCCCAGAAGUCACAGAAGAAGCUCAGACUCUGCUUUUCCUUCCCUCCCAAGUCCAGUGAUUUCCCUGGUAAUGGAUUGCUUCUCUCUGAGCUUCCACCCUGGUGAGCCCACCCAGGUCUAGUCUGUGAACUCAGCCAGGAGACGCCACUGUAAAAAUGACCGAAGAGCACAUAAAGGAGAUCCUGGGAACCCCGAAGUCUCCCAAGCCAGUGGCAAUGGAGAAGAGCUCCAACGGUGAAGCUGUGGUCACCAUGGUGCCCCUGGUCAGUGAGAUUCAGCUGACGGCCGCCACUGGGGGUGCUGAGCUCUCCUGUUACCGCUGCAUCAUCCCCUUUGCCGUGGUGGUCCUCAUUGCCGGGAUAGUGGUCACUGCCGUGGCUUACAGCUUCAAUUCCCAUGGCUCCAUCAUCUCCAUCUUAGGCCUGGUCCUUCUGUCAUUGGGACUUUUGUUGUUAGCCUCCAGCGCCCUGUGCUGGAAGGUGAGACAGAGGAGCAAGAAAGCCAAGAGACGUGAGAGUCAGACGACUCUCGUGGCAAAUCAGAGAAGCUUGUUUGCUUAGGACUAAAUGAGACCAAAUGGGAUGUAUGGCCUGAAGGACCUGCUCUCACUUCAUCAGUUAAUGCACCCAGGGCUGCUGUGGGAGACGAUGGACUUGGCAUUGCCGCAGACCAGAGGCAUGGCGGUGGCCUGAGGGUGGAGGAUGGAUGGGAUUCUCAUCUGUGAGCAGUGACUUGUGUCUUCUUCUAUGACAAACUUAAUUCUGAGGGCUAUUUCUAAGACUGAAAAAUCAACUUCUCCUCUACAUAAACUUUUUAGGGUUCAUGGGAGGUGCACAGCAUUAGACAGCAUUUGAUUCACCUUGAAUUCUGGCAUACCAGCGACCUGCCUCCAAAAGAGAUAAGCCACACUGUUAGGAUGUUAUGUCAUAAAAAUGUUCUGCUGAGAGUCUAAACUGCCUUGAACUUUGCAUACUCCUAUGAAAUUCUGUGAUCAUUUUUUUCUCCGAAAAGUUGAUUCUCUAGCAUCUGUUUUAAUUUUCACUUUCAGUAACUCAUCACUGGUGGUACUUUUCUUGAAGAAUAAACUAAUAUUUUUUAUGUUUUAACAUUGAACGGUUCUUAGAUGAUUGUAAUAAUGUGUCAGAAGUUAAAAAAAUAGGUAAAAGGUGUAGCUACUAAAGGACAUGGGGGGAUAAAUUAAUAUUAAAAUAAUCCAAUAUAGCACUUUUAAUGAUUUUUAUAUUAAAGUUUAAUGUACAUGUCAUUCAAAAUAAUAAAUACU